AUGGGAAGACCGUCCGGGGCUCCUUUCAGCGGGAGACAGCGCUAUCCGCAGGACUGGGAGCUCCGUGACUUGCGUUUCGAGGAAAUCGAGAGCGACGACGAUGAUUAUGGGCAUGGCGUUCUUUUGAAUCCGAAAUCUAGGGACUCUCGCGCUCGCGAUAGGUUGGUGAGCGACGAGCUUUAUUUCGAUGGGUACGAUUUGGGGCGGGAUAGACUUUCUAAAACACGCGGGUAUUAUGGGGACGAGGGUGUGGCUUACCAGGCGGCGGUGCGAGACAAAGAGAAUGCUCUCAUUCAUACGGCAUUGGAGAGGAUCGCGCGGGCGAGGGCAAAGGGAAAGACGAAUGUGAAUCUGUCGGAAGAGGAAAUGGAUGCGCUGGAGCGCAGCAGAGAUCAGCAGCCGGAAGCAUCUCGAUCAGCUCUCGCUUCUCCACCGCCGACCCCAGCGAAGCAGUCGAGUAAAGCAAAGGCGAGCGGCAGGUCGGCCAGCGCCACGAACCUUUCGAGCAAAACGCGCAAACGGAGUUCCGGAUUCUUUGGGAGCUCGACAUCACCUACGAAGUCGAGUGGCAAGACCAAGGGCAACCGUACGCGAUCGAGCGGUGAUCACGUAUCCUCGUACGCCAGAGACGACUCGCCGAGACUGAUCGAGGGUCCAAAUGGAGUGCCGGUAUACGCGCCAUCUCCAGGAGCUCCAUACUACGGCCAGGAGCUUUUACGAAUUCAAUCAGAGAGCCCGAAAUCGAGUUCACGCCCGAGUUCGAAGCAGAAACAUCAGCGUCGGCGAGAAUCCAGCCCGCCCGACCGCGCCGACUCCUAUCCUCAAUACCCACCACCCAGGCACCCUUACUACUACAACAGCAACUCGCCAUACGGCCUGCGACCGGAAUCCUCUGAAUCCAAUCGCUCCCUCCCCGACGAUGAGAACUGGCGGCCUCCACCUGCACCUGCACCACGCCAGCGCUCCGCCUCCAACGGUCAAUAUAUCGCAAGAGGUCCAGCGGCCGAAUACGACUUCCCUCCAAGACUGCCCGCUGCGCAGAGCAGGCGGAAUUUCAGUGGACCCCCAGAUGUGCGGUACGCAGCUGCUUCUGUUCCGCGGCCGCCGCUUCCUUCGUCAAAUCUGGCUGGGAGACCCAUUGCCCAGCAUUCGAGUCACUCGGACCCUAGUAUUGCUGGGGGCCCAAGGAGGGUUAGUGCGCUGAGCAGAGAGGUCAGGGGUGAGCGGAGCAGUAGUAGUAGUAGCAGCAGUGGGGAGGAGGACGAAGAGGAUGAAGAUGGCGAGGACAGGCGAGGGGUGGAAGUGGAGCUUAUGCCGGCCGCUUCUUCUUCGAAUGGGAAUUCGUACUCCAUCAAGCGGGUUCCUGUGCCUUCGUCGGCGCCCGUGAGCGGGAAUGAAGGGCGGAGGCGGAAGAGUGGUCGUAGGUAA
Molecule: messenger RNA, 1428 nt
Organism: Neohortaea acidophila
Lineage: Eukaryota; Fungi; Ascomycota; Dothideomycetes; Mycosphaerellales; Teratosphaeriaceae
Exons: 1
Coding region: 1-1428 (475 amino acids)
Source: RefSeq, a predicted model, not a curated record